This is a messenger RNA of Pipistrellus kuhlii (Kuhl's pipistrelle), 950 nucleotides long. RefSeq names its product chromosome unknown C17orf114 homolog (gene CUNH17orf114). The record is from RefSeq and is a predicted model, not a curated record. Bases 454 to 699 code for a protein of 81 amino acids. The transcript is spliced from 2 exons. NCBI's taxonomy places the organism in Eukaryota, Metazoa, Chordata, Mammalia, Chiroptera, Vespertilionidae.
CAAGUUUCCUGUUCUAAAAAAAAAUUUUUUUUUUAAAGAACUAUUCUUUAAAUUUUUACAUCUUGGGAAUUCUCACUUGAAAAUACAAAUGAGUCCCCAGCAGUGUACAGGCUGGCACCCAGAGGUCCAGCAUAGCUGUAGUGACUUUUCACUGCACCUGUGUGCCCCAGCCCCUCUGCGUGUCUCUGCCAUGCCACCCGUCUCAGUCUCCUGCUGCUGGUUCCAGAGAGCCCCCAAAUUAAGAGGGCACAAAAAGGACAGGUGUUUUGAGUGGGGUAUCCCUCCACCCCUUCCUUCCACCCUCUUCUCCCCCUUCUAUCUCCUGGCGCCUCUAAUCACCAGGCGGUCUGAGGCUAAGUGGUAGUUUUGCCCACAGUGGGGCUUGGAAACCACACCCCUUCUCCUGGGGCCCUCCUGGCCAUUCCCAACACCCUGGUCUCCUCCAUUGUUGAGAUGGGUCUCAAGGGGGCAGGGUGUUUCCCAUGGUGUGUGUGCCGGAGACAGCGAGGGACGGAAAGAGGAGCAGGUCUGGAUCCAGCUGCCCCUCCAGAUCCAGAUCCCAGCCCAGUGACAGCCCCCAUCAUGGCUGAGGGAGGGAUGCCUUCCCUAGGGUCUAGUGCCUACUUCAGCAGGAAAGCCCGACUCUCCUUCCGCCACCAGCUGCACGACAGAGCAUCAGCCAAUGACUCUACCAUUUGAAGGGGACAACCAGGGGCUGAACUUCUAGGAAGCCUUGGCAACCUUCCUCUUCCCCCACUCCCCUUCUCAGUGAUUCCAGUUUCUGGCUCCCCCAUGAUCUUCUCAUUAAACAUAUUCAGAGUUGCCAAGUGUUCUGUGUAUGUGCACGUAUGUUGGGGUGGAAGAGUAGAUGAGGAGACCUGGUUAGGGGGCUGAGGUGGGAAGUGCAGAAUUGGGUGGGAGUGGGGACAUAGGAUUAAUGAACCUGAUGU